ACUCCGUACCCGACCAAGUCGACAAGAAUCGCAGAGUGUGGUCCAGCGUUUGCGACGGUGGUGUACUGGCACCGACGAAGCCGAGUACGAAGUCAUCCAGGCCGGGGGCCCGCCCCAGGCGGGAAGUGUUGGUGGAUUUCUCGUAGCUCAUGGUGGCGGAGAACAAGCGGCCUCAGAUCAGACAAGACAUUCGGAUGUGUA
Molecule: messenger RNA, 201 nt
Organism: Mycena citricolor
Lineage: Eukaryota; Fungi; Basidiomycota; Agaricomycetes; Agaricales; Mycenaceae
Source: the annotation of a GenBank genome assembly